Boleophthalmus pectinirostris (great blue-spotted mudskipper) is the source of this 3807-nucleotide messenger RNA. RefSeq lists its product as uncharacterized. The record is from RefSeq and is a predicted model, not a curated record. Bases 45 to 3632 code for a protein of 1195 amino acids. Lineage: Eukaryota; Metazoa; Chordata; Actinopteri; Gobiiformes; Gobiidae. The transcript has 29 exons.
CCAGAGAAGAGUCAGAAGAGCCGACAGGGACAGACAGGAGCAGGAUGAUGAAGACGUCUGUGAAGCUCUUGACUCUGGUGGCUCUGUUCAUCUGCGUCCACUCAGCUGCUGGUCUGCAGUGCUGGUCCUGUAAAGGUUCUUCGUGUUCUUCUCAGACGUCACAGAUCUGCUCGUCGGGACAGAGCCAGUGUGUCUCCAGGACUUACGCCGGCUCCUACGAUUAUGGAGACUACAGUUACACCUACAACUACACCUAUAAAGGCUGUGCUUCUGCUUCAGACUGUACAGCUGCAGGGUCUGAGUUUGUUUCAUAUAAUUAUGGCCCCAACACUUAUGCUGUAAACACCACGUGCUGCGACACAGACAACUGCAACAACCAGAAUCAGCCCAUUGUGGCGCCCCCUGUUGGUUCUCUGCAGUGUUACAGCUGUGAUCCUUCCUCUUAUGAAUGCACUGCCAAUGUGACCUGUAACACCCAGGAGGUGUGUGGACAGGCUGUGGUUGACCAGUAUAACCCAUCCCGUCCAUUUUACGGCUGUGUCUCUGAGAAUCUGUGCAACAACACCAACCUGUCACGACAAUAUUUUGGCUUCAGUACCUCAGUGUCCUGCUGCAACAAUUCCCACUGCAACGUCCCAGAUCUGGGGUUACAGUGUUUGACGUGCACAGACUCGUCAUGUUCUUCUCAGCGCUCGGUGACCUGCUCCAAACUUGCCCCCUUCUGUUUCACUGAUGCCUACGCAGGUUACAGUUACGGAAGCUACAGCUACAGCAGGUUCCAAAAAAGCUGUGCUUCGUCCUCGGUCUGUACAGCUGCAGGGUCUCAGGUUUAUUCUUAUGACUAUGGCUACAGUUCUUACAUCAGAAACACCACGUGCUGCGACACAGACGACUGCAACGCUCCAAACCCGACCUUUCCCAUACUUCAGUGCAUGAGCGGCUCCGGCUCUAGUCAGCGUUUAGUCAACUGCUCCUAUCAAACUACUGCGUGUUUCUCCAGGUCCUACACAGCCUCCUACAACUAUGGAAACUACAAUUACACCUACAGCUAUAAAGGCUGUGCUUCUGCUUCAGUCUGUACAGCUGCAGGGUCUGAGUUUAUUUCAUAUAAUUAUGGCCCCAACACUUAUGCUGUAAACACCACGUGCUGCGACACAGACAACUGCAACGAAAAUCAUUCCAUUGUGGCGCCCCCUGUUGGUUCUCUGCAGUGUUACAGCUGUGAUCCUUCCUCUUAUGAAUGCACUGCCAAUGUGACCUGUAACACCCAGGAGGUGUGUGGACAGGCUGUGGUUGACCAGUAUAACCCAUCCCGUCCAUUUUACGGCUGUGUCUCUGAGAAUCUGUGCAACAACACCAACCUGUCACGACAAUAUUUUGGCUUCAGUACCUCAGUGUCCUGCUGCAACACUUCCCACUGCAACGUCCCAGAUCUGGGGUCACAGUGUUUGUCGUGCACAGACUCGUCAUGUUCUUCUCAGCGCUUGGUUAUCUGCUCCAAACUUGCCCCCUUCUGUUUCACUGAUGCCUACGCAGGUUAUAACAAUUAUGGAGGCUCCAGUUACAGUGGGAUCAGAAAAGGCUGUGCUCUUCCCUCGGUCUGUACAGCUGCAGGGUCUGAGUUUGUUUCUUAUGAGUAUGGCUCCAGGUCUUACCUCAGAAACACCACAUGCUGCGACACAGACGACUGCAACGCUCCAAACCCGACCUCGCCCCCUGUUGGUUCUCUGCAGUGUUACAGCUGUGAUCCUUCCUCUUAUGAAUGCACUGCCAAUGUGAGCUGUAACACCCAGGAGGUGUGUGGACAGGCUGUGGUUGACCAGUAUAACCCAUCCCGUCCAUUUUACGGCUGUGUCUCUGAGAAUCUGUGCAACAACACCAACCUGUCACGACAAUAUUUUGGCUUCAGUACCUCAGUGUCCUGCUGCAACACUUCCCACUGCAACGUCCCAGAUCUGGGGUUACAGUGUUCGACAUGCACAGACUCGUCAUGUUCUUCUCAGCGCUCGGUGACCUGCUCCAAACUCGCCCCCUUCUGUUUCACUGAUGCCUACGCAGGUUAUUACGAUUAUGGAAGAUACAGCUCCAGCUACAGUGGAAUCAGAAAAGGCUGUGCUUCUCCCUCGGUCUGUACAGCUGCAGGGUCUCAGAAUGUUUCUUACAACUAUGGCUACAGGUCUUACAUCAGAAACUUCACAUGCUGCUACACAGACGACUGCAACGCUCCAAACCCGACCUUUCCCAGACUUCAGUGCAUGAGCGGCUCCGGCUCUAGUCAGCGUUUAGUCGACUGCUCCUAUUUAAGUACAGCGUGUUUCUCCAGGUCCUACACAGCCUCCUACAACUAUGGAAACUACAAUUACACCUACACCGAAAAAGGCUGUGCUUCUGCUUCAGACUGUACAGCUGCAGGGUCUGAGUUUAUUUCUUAUAAUUAUGGCCCCAACACUUAUGCUGUAAACACCACGUGCUGCGACACAGACAACUGCAACAACCAGAAUCAGUCCAUUGUGGCGCCCCCUGUUGGCUCUCUGCAGUGUUACAGCUGUGAUCCUUCCUCUUAUGAAUGCACUGCCAAUGUGAGCUGUAACACCCAGGAGGUGUGUGGACAGGCUGUGGAUGACCGGUAUAACCCAUCCCGUCCAUUUUACGGCUGUGUCUCUGAGAAUCUGUGCAACAACCCCACCCUGUCACAACGAUAUUUUGGCUUCAGUACCUCAGUGUCCUGCUGCAGCACUUCCCACUGCAACGUCCCAGAUCUGGGGAUACAGUGUUUGUCGUGCACAGACUCGUCAUGUUCUUCUCAGCGCUCGGUGACCUGCUCCAAACUCGCCCCCUUCUGUUUCACUGAUGCCUACGCAGGUUCUUACAAUUAUGGAAGCUCCAGUUACAGCACGAUCAGAAAAGGCUGUGCUCUUCCCUCGGUCUGUACAGCUGCAGGGUCUGAGUUUGUUUCUUAUGACUAUGGCUCCAGGUCUUACCUCAGAAACACCACAUGCUGCGACACAGACGACUGCAACGCUCCAAACCCGACCUCGCCCCCUGUUGGUUCUCUGCAGUGUUACAGCUGUGAUCCUUCCUCUUAUGAAUGCACUGCCAAUGUGAGCUGUAACACCCAGGAGGUGUGUGGACAGGCUGUGGUUGACCAGUAUAACCCAUCCCGUCCAUUUUACGGCUGUGUCUCUGAGAAUCUGUGCAACAACACCAACCUGUCACGACAAUAUUUUGGCUUCAGUACCUCAGUGUCCUGCUGUAACACUUCCCACUGCAACGUCCCAGAUCUGGGGUUACAGUGUUUGACGUGCACAGACUCGUCAUGUUCUUCUCAGCGCUCGGUGACCUGCUCCAAACUCGCCCCCUUCUGUUACACUGAUGCCUACGCAGCUUCUUACGAUUAUGGAAGCUACAACUACAGCUACAGUGGAUCAGAAAAGGCUGUGCUUCAUCCUCGGUCUGUACAGCUGCAGGGUCUGAGUUUGUUUCUUAUGACACUGGCUCCAGGUCUUACCUCAGAAACUACACAUGCUGCAACACAGACGACUGCAACGCUCCAAACCCGACCACGCCCCCUGCUGGCUCGCUGCAGUGUUACGGCUGUGACCCAAACACAAAUGAAUGCAAAGCAACUGUGACCUGCAGUGUCCUGGAGACCUGCUCCAACACUUCUGUUGGGAGCUACAGUGUUUAUGGAUGUGUCUCUGAGAAUCUGUGCAACAACCUCACCUUCUCCCAAAGAUACUUGUACACCAACAACCAACCACUGUCCUGCUGCAACACCAGCUACUGCAACGCCCCAUGGACCACCAC